This is a messenger RNA of Pogona vitticeps (central bearded dragon), 5216 nucleotides long. RefSeq names its product ataxin 7 like 1 (gene ATXN7L1). NCBI's taxonomy places the organism in Eukaryota, Metazoa, Chordata, Lepidosauria, Squamata, Agamidae. The record is from RefSeq and is a predicted model, not a curated record.
UCCUGGGCCAGCCUUGGGCCGCCUGGGUCCGGGAGGCCGCCCUUCCGCACACGCACUGCGCCGCCCCCCCGCACAGUGUAGAGCUAGAAGAUACUGGAAAAGAGGGUGGAAAAAGCAGGGAGGUGAUGAGGCUUAAUAAAGAAGAUAUGCACUUAUUUGGCCAUUAUCCAGCUCACGAUGAUUUCUAUCUAGUAGUGUGCAAUAUCUGCAAUCAGGUAGUCAAGCCACAGGUUUUCCAGUCACACUGCGAACGAAGACACGGUUCAAUGUGUAAACCUUCCCCAUCUCCAGCUUCUCCACCCUGCAAUUCCAGGGCAUCACUAAUACAGAUGAAACCGAAAUCCUGUAUCAGCGGCCAUAACCCCAUCAACAGCAACUCAAAGCCAUUCAAAAUGCCCAAAGACAAUCUAAUUACCUCCACUAACAAACAGCACAUGAUCUUUUCUUCAAAAGUAUCAAGGGAUAAACCUUGUGUUCCUGUUCCAGUAGUCAGUCUAGAGAAAAUUCCUAAUCUAGUGAAGGCAGAUGGUGCCAAUAUUAAAAUGAACUCUACAACCACUACCACCAUCACCACCUCCUCAGCCUCUUCAUCCACCAUACCUGCUCCAAUUAAAUCUGCUUUGACAUCUAAAUCAGUGCCACCAUCACCAGAAAAGAUACUGAACGGCAAAGGAGUCAUAGCUCCCUCAGUAGACAAGAAGCACCAAAAUGGCACUAAAAACAGUAACAAGUCUUACAAGAGAGUCUCAGAACGGGAAUUUGACCCAAAUAAGCACUGUGGAGUAUUGGAUCUUGAGUCAAAGAAACCAUGUACAAGAUCACUCACCUGCAAGACGCAUUCACUUAAUCAUCGGCGAGCAGUUCCAGGACGUAAAAAGCAGUUUGACAUAUUGCUAGCUGAACAUAAAGCUCGGUCUCGGGAAAAAGAAGUGGCAAAAGAAAAGGAGCAUCCACAGUCUGUAAGGGAAACACAUCAGAACCAGUCUGUGCCCGUACAAGAUCCUCCAUCUGGUGCAUCAGUUAACUCUGCGCAAGAAUCUAAAGGGACAUCACCUGCAAAAUCUAGACUACCCAAUUCAGUAUUUCCUAGGCCUCCCUCUGCAAACAGCAUAAACAGCACUAGUUCUUUGAAUCACGGUGGAUUUGCACAAGAACUGCCUCUGCCUUCUGUGGGAGGAGAUUUGCCUAGUAGAUUAUCCAGUGACGAGGGGGAAGUAGAUGGACCUGAAGAACCUGAGAAAUUAGACUGCCACUAUUCUGCACACCAUCCUCGACCCCUUGCGUUUUGUUCAUUUGGGAGUCAUUUGAUGGGAAGAGGGUACUAUGUAUUUGACAGAAGAUGGGAUCGUUUUCGACUAGCACUAAACUCCAUGGUAGAAAAACAUUUAAAUUCACAGAUGUGGAAGAAAAUCCCUCCUGCGGUUGAUAGCCCUAUGCCCUCUCCAGCAGCACAUAUCACCACCCCAUAUCCAGCAUCGGUUUUACAGCCUUUCAGUAAUCCCAGUCCAGCAUAUAUUCCUUCGACACCCGUCAGCUCAAGAAUCCCUUCUUCCUACGUAACAAAUUCAGCCAUGUUAUCAAAUCCAACUUUUGUGACGACCUCGGACACAAAUUCCAUUGUGUCACAUACCACAGCUUUCCCUCACAUGGCUUCCAGCCUGAGUAUCAUAGAUCAAACAUUUAAAACACCAUCGGCCAUUUCCCCAGUGCCAGCAGUCAUCCCUUCCCCAUCCCACAAGCCAUCCAAAACAAAAACCAGCAAAUCCUCAAAGGUCAGAGAUCUGUCGUGCCGCAGCGAUGAGUCUUCUGGUAACAAAAAGAAAAAGCCUCCGUCUUCUUCCUCCUCCUCAUCUUUGCAGACUUCUUCUUCCUCAUCUUCAUUUUCAGGGUCUCACAAAAAGAAUUGUGUCUUGAACCCCAGCUCAACACUGAACUUGUAUCAGGCUACAUCGUCCUAUAACAGUAUGUCGGUGCACAGUGCAAACAAUGGAACCGCCCCACUCAGUGCCAAAUCGGAGCCCUCAGGACGGACUUCAUUGUCAAGUAACUCAAAUGACUCAGUGAAACACAUGAGCAUUGUUGUAAGCAGUAUUGACUCCUCUGUACCCUCCCUUGUUCACCAUUCAGGGGACCACUCCCUUGCAGCACACAAUGCAGUGUCUUCUCUCCCCCUUCGUUUUGACAAAUCAGAAGGGAAAAAACGUAAAAACUCUAGUUCUAGUAGCAAAGCCUGUAAAAUCACUAAAAUGCCUGGUAUGAAUAGUGUUCACAAAAAGAGCACUGCCAACCUGAUUUCUACGGUGCCAGAUAUUCCAAACAGCUCCAUCUCCCGGCAGAUUGGAAAAAAUAGUAGUGUAGCUUUGUCUCAAUCCAGUCCUUCAAGUACAUCAAAUCCAGUGCACAACAAACAAAUUUUUUCUGGUAUGAAAAAAGAUGGAAGAAGCAGUGGAAAGACACGGGAGGGUUACAAGUAGAAGAUGACGGUGUCUGGACCCCCCUGUAGUAUUCCGGCAAUGAGGCAGGCCCAUCGCACAAUAAAAGCCUCAUCUGGAAGCACCCUGAAUCUCCAGCAACUGAGAGAAAUGUUAGGAAAACAUUAAACCGGACUGGUAGGAUACGAACCCUUCCAUGACAAGGAAGAGCAACCAGCCUAUCAUCUCAAAAUCUUAGCAGCCCUACUCCAGAGAUUUUUGUUUGUGUCCUGCAGAUAGAUUUAACUUAAUUUUGGGUGGUUUUUUUUUAAUCUACAAAAUUGUAAUAGUGGUUUGUUUUCAUUUCAUUGGCCUCUGAUAUGUGCAAUCUGGUUUGAUUUGAAUUGAUGCCUUUUUAAGCAAAUUGUUGCAUUUCUCCCUUUUUGUUUCUUUUAACAAUGGGAGCAGUGAACAUUCCAAAAUAAUGCUGUUUGGGUUAAAUAGAUAUAUAAUAUAACCCUCCAUUAUUUUCAAAUGUGCAGUAACUUCUGUAUUUAUUAUUGUCCUAUGGAUAAAAAAAUGUUUUGUGCAUUUCUCAGCAGUAUAUAAUACUUGGAGGAAAGUGUAUGCCCACAGAGUUCACUGACUUCUAUCAGUUAUUUCAGUGUACACCUUCUUAUUCAUUACGGUGUUUCUAAUCUUCUUGAUGCACUGAAGUAUUUAUGCAUUUUGCUCCCACAGAUUUUAAUGGGUAUGGUUAUAUGAAAAUUUCUUCAUAAAUAGAUGGAAAGCCCCAAAGAAUCCAUGCUACAAUUCUCCUUAAUGAAACAAAGUAUUCUUGAGAAGAGAAAGAGUUGGGCUUCUGGAAUUUGCAACAGUAGGGCAUACUGAGUUUGUAUCAGUAGAAUUGCACUGACAAUGUUUUACAGAAAUUACUGAUUUUUUUAAAAAAAUAAAAGUAUAUUUUAUAAUCAGGAAAUCAGUAAUACUAGGGUACUGCAAAAUUACUACAGAUGAGCUAACUUUUCUUUCUACAGUGUUAAAAGUGCACUAAUAUGCUGGUUUAUUUACAUCUUGGGGGGAAAAGGUGAAAGAAUGCAAAUAGGGAGAUGGUUACUUUUUUCUUUUUUUUAAAAAAAGGCUUUAGCCAGAUUUUAAAACUUAAGAAAUGUUUAACAACUGUAAAGAAUAAGCCCCUUGGAGGGAAAUUAGAAGAUAUUCUUAAAGUAAUUUUUAUAGUGUUAAUUUUUAAAUAAUUUAUGUUUUACUAUAUUUGGGAGGUGAUGGGUAUAGUUUCAUGAACAAUAUGGAACUUAGGACAAUUUAAGCAAUGUUUAUAUUUUUUUCAUGUACUUUAUGAGUUAUGUUUUAUUGUACAUUUCUUCAGACUGAAAAAAUGUGUACAUAUCUUUGUUAUUUUUGCACAAUUUUUGUCUUCAGUUUUAGAAACAAAGCCUUGAUUUUUUUAGAAAAAUAAUUUAUUUUGUGUUGUACAACUGCAGGAGUUUUCAGAUCUUAGUAACAAAACAAAACACCCUCUAAUUAACUAUCAUUUUCUACUUUUAGAGGGAAAACUGAUGGUGAGAUUCAGUGGCUGCUUCUGAGAAAUAGUGCCACACAGUACCUGAAGGAUUAAUUCAACAAUGUUAAGAAAUCCACACAUCUGUUAUGUAGGAAGCUGGACUUUGGAGAGUGUUCUUGAAUGCUGCUUAUAUAUGUGCAUCCUUUUAUUUUCCUUGGCUUAGGUCUGACAACAUUUUGGAAGCCUAAGUAUUAAAAAACAAAAACCCUCCCAUUCACUUUUGGUUGCCCUCUUCUCUUCAGAAAUAAAAAAUUGCUAUUUAAUUUUCUGUGUACUAAAAUGUUUUGCCUGAAAAACAAAACAGUUUUUAAAAUGGAUAGGAACUGGACCAGCCUGAAAUGUAUUAUUGGAAUAGCAUUCAUUCAAUUGUCAUUCAAAAGUUGUUAGGUUUUGUUUGUUCCUCUCCCCUUCUCCAUUCGCCUGAAGUGAUUCGUUUCCAGCAAUAGAGGCUCAGAAGCUUUGGUUGUUACACAUACGCAAUGCAUAGGCCCGUCAGCCAUAUUUAAAAAAAACGACUUGGAUAACUUGUAUGCCUUCUUUUGUAUCAAUGUUAAAAAAAUGUACAUAAUGCUGAACAACCUUUGUAGAGAAUAGUUUAUACAGCAUAUUCUAUAAUUGCUGAUUCUCAGUGAACUAUUGUUUAAAAGAAAAAAAGAAUUUUCUAUUUACACCUUAUAUUUUGUUAUGCUGUUGACCCAUGGCACUUUAACAAAACUCUGUGGGUUUUGCAUAGCUGGUCAGUCAUGGGGAAUAUUAACUGUUGCACAGAAAUGAAUUUGCACCUCUAUUGUGCUUUCCUACUACAAAUUUUAAAAAAUUUUCCAGAAGACUUUUGAAGAAAGCAUGUCCAAUCAUUCUGAAAGAAAAUGCCAUAUGUGUACAGUCAGUUUCUUUUCUACAAACCCAUAUUUUGUAACACUAAAGUAUUUUCAUUCUUUCUUCUGCACCUUUUAUGUAUUAGCAGUAUCAGAGAGAACCCAUUCCAUGCUUGUGAUAAUUGUGUUGAAAGUAGGUGUAAAUAGUAAACUUCAUGGUUUAGCGUUUUGAAAAAAGGAAAAAAAAAGAACAAACAUGUAUCUGACUGAUACUGCCAUGGUUCAACACCAGGCCUGGAGAUAUUCUCUAGUGAGCGAUUGUAUUUCUUUUUGGUUUUGUUUUGCUUUAUUAUUAUUUUUUUGUAACAUGGCUUUGUAAAUAAAAUAAUUUAUAUGUUUGUAAGAACG